Molecule: messenger RNA, 1726 nt
Organism: Coccidioides immitis RS
Lineage: Eukaryota; Fungi; Ascomycota; Eurotiomycetes; Onygenales; Onygenaceae
Exons: 7
Coding region: 163-1338 (391 amino acids)
Source: RefSeq, a predicted model, not a curated record
CCCUUGCUCUGCUUGAUUGCUUUACUAUUGCUUUAUGCCUGCUUUGGUCGAGCUGCUCGCGAAUUUGUGUCUGGUUUACGCAAGAAAUAAAUAAAAAUUUAAAAAACGCUGAAAUCCACAAAUCCAACUCUUGUCAGAAGCUCAAUUCGCGAGGCAGGUCCGAUGUCUCAUCAAUACCACAGCGACGAGGGCCAGCAAUACGGGUACAGCAGAAGCGGUCAAUAUGGCCUCUCGCAGCAAUCCUUCCAGUCGUACACACAUCAUCUUCUCCCGCCUUACAAUCAUCAUUCCGCUGAUCCUUCGUCGCUAAAUUCCUCGUACAACUCGUCUCAGUCUGUGUACCCGCAGUCGCCUCCAAGCUCUCUCUCUUCUCCCGCAUAUCAGUAUCCCCAGCAGUACGUGGCUCGGUCGGGAUGCCCCCCUUCAAACCGAUUUUAUUUCCACGAUUCUCUUCGAGAGGUGGAGAUUGAGAGCCAAGAGUCAUUCAAUGAGCACACCAUGCAAUCAGAGCCUGUUUUGCCGCCUCUUGAAGGGUUUCCGGACGUUAGGGAGUUUGAUCAAUUGAUGAAAAGUUAUGUGGACGAUCUAUCCGUGAAAAAGCAGGACAAGGCCUUGAUUCACUCGAGAAGGGCGCGAAAUAUUAGAACUGUGCUAUUAGAUCCCAAAGACACUGCCGUCGAAUCGGCACAAUUUAGAUUCUGGGUGAAGAAGAUGUUUAAACUCGAGCCCAACGAUGCCCGAACACCUGAGUUAAGGCGAAUGAUCUGUCAUGAAGGGAAACCAGUUGCCAUUCGGGAGAAGCUGUUCAAAAUUUUGACACGAGCACACCAGCAAUGUCAACAUGGUGGCCGAGACAAGACAUCAGCGCAGGUCCGGAGGAUAUACUCCUGGGUUCCCAAGGAGCUAAUAUCUCGAUUCGUUAAAAUAUGCCCGACGUGUCAAGUUCGCAGAGGAGGAUCACGUCUAACGCCUCCCAAUUCCUGCCGAAGCUCCCCAAAACUCGACGUUGUGCCCCCACCACCCAUUCUCUCACCUCCAGAUUCUCGACGAGAGUCGAUAAUAAGCCGCUCCAGUGCACCGUACUCACGAGCUGAACUCCCCCAGCCUACCACCGGAUUAAACUGGCCCAGCUCCCAUCAUAACAACGCGCAUGGCGGCCAGUACCACGGACAUUACCCCGUGGCAUCUGCUCCGACUUGGGCUACACUUCCCAGAUCGUUGUCCACGACUAUGCAUAACGGUACUGGGAUACCUGGGUCAAUGAGCAUGGGUUCAAACCACAUGGAAUACGACUCGACGUACGACGAGUCGCACAGUCUACAAGGGCCACAUUACUAAACUGGCAUUGUGCAUCACCCCAGACAGUGCAAAAUAGUGUCUCGAAUAAUAACAAGAACGUGUUCUGAUCGUGGAAGUUUGGAAAAGCAAAGUCAGCGGGAUUUUUUUUUUAAUGGAGCUGGGGCUAGUGGGUAUAUCGUUACGGAUUCAUGGAAAUAAUGGGCGUUUCCAAUUUUCUUCGUUUCUCAUAUUUCUUUUCUCUUUCUCCUUUAAUCAACACUCAAGGGUCGGGUUUAUAUUUCUUUCUUUUCCUGUUUUCGUCUCUUCUUCUUCCUCUUUUUUUAAUUUUUUAAAAUGGCAGCGAACAUGGCUCUCUUUUCUGGACAGAUCUUUGCUAUGUGAGCAUGGGAACUCCUUUUAUCGCCUGCGGAUAUGGGUUUCUUGUGUU